Molecule: messenger RNA, 795 nt
Organism: Drosophila guanche
Lineage: Eukaryota; Metazoa; Arthropoda; Insecta; Diptera; Drosophilidae
Product: transcription factor kayak, isoforms D/sro-like
Exons: 2
Coding region: 320-781 (153 amino acids)
Source: RefSeq, a predicted model, not a curated record
CAAAAACAAGUUGCCAAAAAUUAAAUAUAAAUACAAAUUAACUAAGAAACAACCUGUGGAUCGUGUAAAUACAAUUAAAAACACAUUCAAAAGCUCCAAAAUAACAACUUGAGCUGAAGAAAUGCAAGAAAGAAAAAUUGAACAAAGAUAAAUCAAGCCAAAUAUAAAUACAACAUUUCAGUCCAAAAUAAAUCACAAAAAAAAGCAAACAAACAAAAAGCAGACAAAAGAAGGAAAGGAGCGGAAAGGAAGGAAGGGAGGAGGCUGAAAUUGCAACAGAAAUUUUUGUGAUAAACGCUGACAAUUUGUUGCACGUUGAAUGAUUGCCAUAAAGGCCAUCGAAAUGCAGCACAACAACAGCACUAGCAGCAGCAGUGGCAGCGGCGGCGGUGGCAGUGGCAAUGGUAGCCAUCUGCAGCAGCAGCAGCAGCAGCAGCAGCAGCAACAGCAAAUGCUGCACCAACAGCAGCAGCAACAGUUUCAGCAUGAUUACGUUUGGGCCAACAUCGGAAAUAUCAGUGGCAACAACAGCACCAUCAGCAAUGCACUGCAGCUGCAGCAAGAGCGAGGCGCCUCCUGGAUAACGGAAUGCAACAAGCAACGCCACAUUACCAACAAUAAUAACAACAUGAAUGUCAAUUACAAUCAGCAUUUGACGCAACAGCAACAACAGCAGCAACAGCAGCACAGCAGCAGCAGCAGCAGCAGCAGCAAUUCCUUGCCCCCACCACCACCCCAUCAGCUGGGACUGCAACAGCAAUUCAAGCCACACGGCAAGUGAUUCAAAGACAUGUA